AUGGCGCACCUCGAAGAUGUACAGGUCGGUGACGUGGUCAAUGUCCCAGGUGGCAUGCAUGGGACGAUCAAAUAUUUGGGAUCGGUAGCGGGGAAGCCCGGACGAUUUGCAGGAGUUGAACUGAGCGUCGAGCACGCGCAACGAGGCAAAAACAGCGGCGAUGUGGAAGGCCGCAAGUACUUUACAACAUCGAUCCCGGGCUCUGGCAUAUUCGUUCCGAUGAACAACAACAAAUAUGUCACAAGGCGAUCGACCUCGAAUAUUUCUACAACAGUUACUCCUGCACGUGGAGGACCUAUCAAUUUCAGCAAAUCUGUCGGCACUGCUCUUGCUACGCCCCGUCCUCGAGUCCGUCGACCUUCUCUCCCUCGACCUGAAUCUCCGCGCGUGCCUCCUCCCAAACUGAGCCUGAGUGGUUUGCGUACACCAUCAGCAGCAUCCAGGGCUAGCGGCCUCACUGGCGGUAUGCGCAGCCCUGUCAAGGCGCCGUCUCGGCUGUCUGAUAGACCUUCGUCGCGAAUUAGUAUGGAUGAUGAUGCUUCAUCAUAUGGACGACCAUCGGACUUCCAUCGACCGCUUUCAUCAGAAAUUCAAGACCUGAAAGAUCAGAUCAAGAGUUUAGAGAAGCAGCUUCUGGACCGAGACAGGCAGCUCGAUGAGCAGUCUGGAACUUUGAAUGAGUUCCAAAAAACCUUGGAGGAAUUGGAGGGAUCGGAAGGCCACUCGAUCCGUACACAGCUGCGUGAACGUAACGAGCGAAUCACCCAGCUAACAUCUGAAUUCGAUGUUCACCGUGCAGACUUCAGAAGCACCCUCGAUACAUUGGAAAUUGCAGCUUCUGAAACCGAACGCGUUUACGAGCAGCGUCUCGACGAGCUCAUGCAGCAGAAUAAGGAACUGCAAGACCGCGGUGAGGAUGUUGAGAUUGUUGCGCAGCAGCUCAAGCAGUUGGAAGAGCUGGUGUCAGAGUUAGAGGAAGGGCUCGAGGACGCCCGGCGUGGAGAGGCUGAGGCUAGGGCCGAGGUCGAAUUCCUCCGCGGUGAAGUUGAGCGAACCAAGCUAGAGCUAAAGAAAGAGCGUGAUCACUCUGCCGCUGCGCUGAAAGGUGCACACACAUCGUCCGACGCGCCCCGAAGUAAUAAUGACUUGGACCAGAAGGAUGAUGAGAUCCGAGGACUCAAGGCCAUUAUCCACUCUUUGAGCCGAGGAAAUACCAGCGGGGAGGAUCUGGGACAAAACGAUUCGGCGGAUUAUGAACACAACCCCGAACAUCUUAAUCAGCUGGAACUGCGACUCCAAGAAGUCGAAGAAUCUAUGAACUUCAAAGAUGAUCGGAUCGAAGAGCUUGAGCGUGAACUUCAGGAAAUGCACCUGCAGUCGGGUGGUGGUCGUGAUCGCAGCUCUACAAUCACUCUUUCACCUAAACAACAAAAGCCAUCGCAUCCUGCCAGCAAUAUCUCCCACCCUUCCAAUAACAACAACCCUCACCGUCUCUCCGAUCGCACAGUGGUUCCAACCGAUUGGCAUGAUGCUCCUUCCGAACCCCGCCAUCACCGCGGUGUCUCCAAUUCCUCCCAAUCGAGACUGGAGACCAUGCAUGAAUCCGAACGCUCUUCCGAUGAGGAUACUAUGUGGUGCGAAAUUUGCGAGACGGGUGGCCAUGAUAUCUUGAACUGCACCAGCAUGUUCGGCUCUGGUCACAACGCCACUGAACAGAAGAAGCCUAUGGAACACACUGACGACGAGCGGGCUGAGGAUCAUUCUGUUGAGAAGACAGAACCACUCCAGCCUAAAACCUCGAGGAACCCUGACGACAUUCCUCCCGCGCUCAGAACUGGACGUGAUGCGGUCAUGGAGGGACUAAAAAGCAUCGGUGGGCUGGGUUCAUCCAUGGCUCCUAUUGCCGGUAAGUCAUCGGGAGUCAUUGAUGAGUCUAAGUGGUGUGCUCUCUGUGAGCGCGACGGCCAUGAGAGCAUCGAUUGCCCACUUGACGAAUAA
Molecule: messenger RNA, 1998 nt
Organism: Penicillium paradoxum
Lineage: Eukaryota; Fungi; Ascomycota; Eurotiomycetes; Eurotiales; Aspergillaceae
Product: CAP-Gly domain containing linker protein BIK1
Exons: 1
Coding region: 1-1998 (665 amino acids)
Source: RefSeq, a predicted model, not a curated record